This is a messenger RNA of Ilex paraguariensis (yerba mate), 642 nucleotides long. The record is from the annotation of a GenBank genome assembly. Lineage: Eukaryota; Viridiplantae; Streptophyta; Magnoliopsida; Aquifoliales; Aquifoliaceae.
AUGGAUUCAACAAAAAACAGCAGUGAAAUGGCAAUCAACGUAUCAGAAUCACGAUCCGGCAAAGGAAAAGCUGCUGCUGUUGCCGCCGCUCCUGCGGUGGUUACGGCCACCACAAAAGCUACCCCAUACAAGGCAGGAGGAUGGAAAAGAGGCGUCGCCAUUUUCGACUUCAUUCUGAGGCUUUGUGCCAUUACAGCUGCUUUGGCUGCCACCACUACUAUGGGAACUACUGAUCAAACCCUCCCCUUCUUCACUCAGUUCUUUCAGUUCCAAGCAAGCUAUGAUGAUUUCCCUGCUUUCUCGUUUUUCGUGAUUGCGAAUGCCAUAGCUAGUGGAUACCUUGUCCUCUCUUUGCCCUUCUCAAUUGUGUGCAUUGUUCGUCCACAUGCAGCAGGAGCGAAGCUCCUCCUCCUCAUCUUUGACACUGUGAUGGUGGCUCUUACCACGGCCGCCGCAGCUGCCGCCGCCGCCAUCGUGUACUUAGCACACAGUGGCAAUUCAAGCACAAACUGGCUGGCCAUUUGCCAACAGUUCACCGACUUCUGCCAGCGUGUCAGCAGCGCGGUGGUGGCUUCCUUCAUCGCCGCCGUGUUCUUCCUGUUCCUGGUGGUCCUCUCUGCGGUGACUCUCCGCAAGCACUAG